This is a messenger RNA of Nymphaea colorata (pocket water lily), 1137 nucleotides long. Its product is annotated as coniferyl alcohol acyltransferase-like. Bases 1 to 1137 code for a protein of 378 amino acids. Lineage: Eukaryota; Viridiplantae; Streptophyta; Magnoliopsida; Nymphaeales; Nymphaeaceae. Gene Ontology annotation, molecular function: acyltransferase activity, transferring groups other than amino-acyl groups. The record is from RefSeq and is a predicted model, not a curated record. The transcript is spliced from 2 exons.
AUGGAGGUCACCAAGCUCAUGUUAGAAGGCAUCGUUGUUGCUUGCAAAUGGGACCACUGGAUUGGUGAUGCCUACUCCUUCGGCAUGUUCAUGGCCGCAUGGGCUGAGGUCUCUCGGACCAACUCACUCACUCUCGUCCCCAAUUUCCGUCACUCUCUCCUCAGCCCACGCCAUCCUGGGUCCUACGCUAGACAACAUGUACGUGCCCAUGGCAUCCCUGAGCCCGCCGCCCAAGCACGAGGGUACUUCAUCGGAUCAAUCCAGCAGCCGGAUCUAUCAUUUGAGCGCGAGCACCCUGAACCAACUCCAAGAUCUUCUUCCACUGAUGGGACUACGAAAACCAAGCUGGAGGCAUUCAGCACAUUUCUAUGGAAGUUGAUGGCCAAUGCCAGUGGUGAUGCGGAGAGCUGCUGUCGAAUGGGCAUCGUCGUCGAUGGCCGGUCUCGCUUGAAAGAGGGCCCGAGAUCGGCACUAUACGGAUACUUUGGUAAUGUUAUCUCGAUCCCAUUUGGGGAGGCCACCGUCGAGGACCUGAAGAGCAAGCUGUUGGGAUGGGCUGCGAAGAAGGUGAACAAGCUUCUGGUUUAUGCCACCAACAGGGAGCACUUUCAGGGGCUGAUUGACUAUGUCGAAGGGCAAAAGCCUAACCCCAUGAUGACAAGGGUCUACUACAGAGGGGCCGACGAUGGGCCGGCCAUUGUGGUGUCACAUGCAAGAGUGUUGGAUCCCUCCAAGAUGGACUUUGGUUGGGGUCUUCCUUUUUUGAUGUCCGGGCACUUCUCUUGGGGAAGGGAUGCCAGAUUUGUGCUGCUGCUGCCAAGCCCCCUAGGGAAUGGAGACUGGGUUGUUUACAUGCAUCUAUUCAGGCACCAGCUUCACAAAAUAGAGAUGGCCAGAUGGGGAAGGGGGAAUACUUCAACCUCUUACUUUCCAAUACCUCACCCCUCAAGAGGUUUGGGAAGAAGUGAAAUAGAGAUGGGGGAAGGGGGAUACUUCAACCUCUUACUUCACCCCUCAACAGGUUUGAGAAGAAGUGAAAUGGAGAUGGGGAAGGGGAAUACUUCAACCUCUUACUUUCCAACACCUCACCCCUCAAGAGGUUUGAGAAGAAGGAAGCACGCCAAAGAUUGGCAAUAG